Molecule: messenger RNA, 16827 nt
Organism: Plasmodium adleri (nom. inval.)
Lineage: Eukaryota; Apicomplexa; Aconoidasida; Haemosporida; Plasmodiidae
Product: separase, putative
Exons: 1
Coding region: 1-16827 (5608 amino acids)
Biological process (GO): meiotic chromosome separation; proteolysis
Cellular component (GO): mitotic spindle; cytoplasm; centrosome
Molecular function (GO): cysteine-type endopeptidase activity
Source: RefSeq, a predicted model, not a curated record
AUGGUAAGUUCUAAUUUAAACGUAUAUGAUAAGUUAGAUAGAAUUGUGUUAGAUGUAUUACAAAAUAUAGAUGAAGAAUAUAAAAAUGGAGGAUCUGAUGAAAAGGUGUAUUUAAAAUUUUAUGAAUUAUUUUACAAGGAGAGUUAUAUAGAGAAGUUAAAUUAUAAUGAAUUAAUAAAUACUUUUAAAGAUAAAAAUAUACAUAAGUAUUUAUUUUAUAUGUUUGAAUGUGUAUUGAAUAAAAUAUCUUUAAAAAAUAAUAUGAAAUAUCUAGAUUUUUUGUUUAUUAUUUUAAGAUAUAUAACGUAUUUUUGGUUUUAUUUAUCAGAAGGUAAUAAAUUAAUAUUAAUAUCUUAUUAUUAUUCUAAACUUAUAGAUUUAUUAUAUAAUUUAAAUUUAAAGAAAAGUGCUUUUUUGAUUAAUAUGUAUAACAUUCUUAUAUAUUUCUAUAUAAAAGAUAAAAAGAAAGUUAUUUUUGAAAUAAAAAAAAUUAAAGAGAAUGAUGCAUCUACACACAUAAAGAAUUUGAUAUUAAAGUUAAAUAAAAUAUUAAUAUACGAACAAGUUAGACUUAUUACGAAAAUAACAAAAGAAUAUUAUAUAGAUUGUCUCAAUGAAGAUAUAGAAAAGAAACUAUCUAAAUUAAUAUUAUCCGAAGAAGAUAUGAAUAAUUUUAUAAAGGAGUGUAAUUUGUAUAACUAUAUGUGGGUAUGUGAUAGAAAGGAUGGAUAUAAUAAUAAUGAUAAAUGUAAUACUAAUAAAUGUAAUGAUAAUAAAUAUAAUACUAAUAAAUGUAAUGAUAAUAAAUAUAAUAGUGAUGAUGUGAUAAAAAAAAAAAAGGAAGAAAAUUAUUAUUCUUUUUUUAUAAAAUAUAAAAAUAAGAAUGAUAUAGAAAUAUUCAUAAAUUGUCAUCCAUUUACAAUUAAUAACAGUUACAAAAUUUUCUUAAAUUUUUUAAAAAACUUUUUCAAAAUAAUAAUUGAUGACUUUGAUACAUUUUUGUUUUUUUUAAGUUUAUUCUAUUUAGAAUAUUUUUUAAUGUAUUGUCAUUUUUUUGAAAUAAUUUAUUACAUUGAUUUGUCAAACCAUGAACAAGAUCACAAUAAUAUGGACAGAAAUAAUAAUAUAAAUUUGAAUAGUAUGGAUAGAAAUAAUAUAAAUAAUAUAAAUUCGAGCAGUAUAGAUAUAAAUAAUGUGUAUGAGGUUCAAAAAAAUGAUAAUUCCAAAAAUAUAUAUAAAGAUACCAAAUAUAUUUCAAUACAAGCGUGUGCUAACAAUAUUGUUACGACAUAUGAUGAAUGUAUUUUUUUAAAUAAUAAUAAAAAAAAUAAAAGGAUUAUUUGGAAUAUUAUUUUUGAUUCUUUAAAAAAGAAAUUUGUUUCAGAUGUAAAAAAUGUGAAUUAUGUUUUAAAAAUAUUUAAAUAUACUUUUAGUUUUUUUUCUUUUGAAAAGAAUUUAAAUUUAAAUAGAGAAAAUAGAACAUAUAUAGAUAAUUAUAUAUAUAAUAAGUUAUAUAAUUUUACAUAUAUAUCAUCUAUAUAUUUAAAAGAGUUAUUAAAAUUUUGUCUUUCAUUUAUUACAAAUAUAUUAUAUUCCAAACAUUUAACUGAGGAAAUAAUAUUUAAAUCUAUUUCUUAUAUAUUUCAUCUUUUGUCUAAAUUAAUAUGUAAUACUAAUAAUGAUAUAAAAGUAUUCAUUUUAUGUAAUACUGAUAAUAGUAUAGUAUUAAUCUCAAUAAUUACACAUAUCUAUAAAUAUUUUAAAAAAUUAUAUUUUAGUAAGAAUAAUGAGGAAGUUGAAAUAAGUAAAUCAAAUAAUUCAAAGAAGAAUAAUGUCAGUGUAGACAAAUUAAAAUAUUCCUUUAUAACACAAGAAAAGGUUUAUCAAAAAAUACAAGAAUGUUUAUAUAUUGUAUUAACAAUUGAUGAAUGUGUUGAAUGUUACACAAGAGAAUGUAUAAUGCCCUCCCAAAAAAUAAAUAAAGAAAAUCAUCAUAAUAAUAAUAAUAUUAAUAAUAAUAUUAAUAAUAAUAAUUAUCAUAAUAAUCAUUAUGAUGAUAAGUAUAGUGUUGCUGGGCAUGACCCUUGUGAUAACCUUAAAAAUAAUUUUACUAAUAACUUCUACAUUUGUAUUAUUAUAAAAAUAAAUAAAAUGAAUAUGUUUUAUUCAAACAUGGAUAUUAUUAAAGUAGUAUCUGAAAAAGAUAAAAACUUUUUUAGAAAAUUUAUUUAUACCAUAAAUAAAAAUCAUGAGAAUUUUAUAAAUUUCUUUUCUUAUAUAUUAAAUAUAAAUUAUAAAGGAAAUGAGGAUGAUUUUAUUUUAAAAAAAUAUAUUUUAAAUUUAAAAAAAAAAAAUGAACAUUAUAAUAAAGAUAAAAAAUUGAUAAACCUUAUGAAACCUUAUCAUUCUCCUUUAAAAUAUAUUUUUUUAAAGAAUGAAAUACAACAAGAGAAAAAUAUAUGCAAUGAUAGUUAUGACAAUUAUUGUAUUGGAGUUUCAUCAUCUGAUGAAAUUCUGGAUGAAAAGGACAAGACAAAAAACAAAGAAAAUAUCAAUAUGAAUAAUAUAAAUAAUAUGAAUAAUAUGAAUAAUAUGAAUAAUAUAAAUAAUAUAAAUAAUAUUAAUGGUAAUAAUAAUAAUAGUUAUAAUGAUGAUAUGUUGUGCAAUGAUAGCAAUUAUGAUAAUAUUCAUUUUUAUAAUCAUUAUGAUAAUAAGAAUGAAAAUAAAAGAGAUGAUAUGCCUAUAUUUGAAAAUUCCAGGUUUUAUAUAAAUACAAAUAUAAUGAAAAAUAUAAAUGUCGAUUUUAAAAAUGUAUGUCAUACUAUAGUAUUGUGUGUGAAGAGAUGUAUACAAAUAUCAGAUAAUAUAUUUAAUCAUUUUGAAAAGAAUAAAAAUUUAGAACCAAAUUUUAAUAUAUAUGUAUGUAAAAAUAUACUUAUUAAUUUUUUAAAAUGUUGCUUAUUAAAUAUAAGUUUAUCUUCUUAUAUGUGUGUGAAAUUAAAUUAUGAUUAUAUUUUAAAAGAAAUAUGCGAAUCUAAUUUAAUUGAGUAUGCAUAUAAUAUAUAUGAUAAAUAUGUUUGUUUUAUAUUAAAUCAGAAUGUAAAGAACUUAAAUGAGCAUAAACACAUCUUACAAUUUAAUAUAAUAACUCAAAAUAAAAGGAGAUCAACUGUUCAUAAUAAUAAAAAUAAUAAUAGUAAUAAUAAUAUUAGUAAUAAUAAUAAUAGUAAUUAUCCCAGUUGUGAUAAUAAUAACAGUAGUAGGAGUAAUGGGGCGGUCAAGGAAUCUUCAUUAUAUAACAAUAUAUGUCUUGAUGAUAUAUAUGACAUUUUAAGAAAUAAAAAAGAUAGACAUGAGAAUUCAAAUAAUAACAAAGAUAAUAUAUAUCAUACUAAUGAUAAAUAUAAAAAUGAUAACCAUUCAAAUGAUUAUUAUGAAUGUCAAUAUAGUACUUUCUUUAUUUCAGAUAAUACCACAUUUGUUGAAACAUUAUAUUCAAAUUGUUUUUUAAUUAUGAUAAAUGUUUUAUUCAUAUGGGAACUGUAUCUAGAAAUACCAUUAGAAAUUCUAAAUAAAAUGAGAUAUAGUUUUUUUGAACUUUUUUAUAAUACAACAAUUAAAGUUUUAAAAUUUAUAAAAACUGAUAAGGGUUUUUUAUUUCUUUUGAAUAUUUUAAAAUUUAUAUAUACAAAAUUUAUAAGUUUACCAUUCAAUCCUAUAGAUAUUCAUACAAACUUUAAAAUGUAUGAUUUUUAUGAAUUUCUUAUAAGUAAUGAAUAUGAUACUAAUAUAAACACCCAUUUUAAUAAUAGCACUCCAAAUAAAAAUCAUCCUCAUAAUAAUAAUAAUAAUAAUACUUACUAUUAUGGUUGUCUUGAUAUGGAGAAAAAAGAAGAUGAUAAAUUUAAUCAAGAUAGUUUAUUUAUUAAUUCAGUUAGUCCAUUAAAAUUUAUUCAGAAUAAUAGAGAGGAAGAAUAUAAUGAGGAGAACUCAAAAAAUGAUAGUACUAAUAAUAUCAUUAAAUAUAAACAAACUAAUGAAGAAUUCAAUGAAUACAGUAAUUAUAAUAUGUUAAGUGUUAAUAAGAAAAAGAGAAUAAGUAUUGGAGGACUUGUUCCUAUAUUUCUAACUAGCCAAAAUGAGAAAGAAAAAAAAAACAAAAGGAAAACUAUGGUUGAUUAUGUAUCUUAUAAUAAAAUUGAAAAUGAUUCAUUUACAGACAAUGGUAAUAUAAGAGAGAAAAAAAAAAGAAAUACCUUAACAUAUGAUGAGAGCUCAUUUAUGAAUAAUAUGAAUAAUGAUAAUAAAGAAAAUUGUGAUUUUUAUGAUAAAAAUGAGAAUGAAACUCCAAAAAAUAAUUAUGAUAACAAUAAGGAUAUGUUAUCAAAUGAAAAUAUAAAAGUAAAGAGAGAUGAUGUAAAUGAUGAUCAUAAUAAUAAUAAUAAUAAUAGUAAUAGUAAUAAAAUGAGAAAUACGUAUUUAAAAAAUUAUUAUAUUCCUCAUAUAGAUUUAUUAUUUAUUAUUAUAGAUUUAGAAGUAUAUUAUUAUUAUGGAAAGAAGAAAUAUAAGAAAGUGAUUUUUAUUGUAGAAACUGUAUUUAAGAAUAUUAUAAAUAAGUGUGAUUAUAAUACUAAAGAAUAUUUAAGGUCAUCUAUUUCUUUUAUUUAUAAUUAUUAUCACCAAAUAUAUAUAAAAAGUAAUAAGAAUAAUAUACAAAGUUGUGGGAUUAUUCGACAUAUAUGUAAUUUAUAUUUUAAAUCAAAAAUAUUUUAUUUAAAUAAAAAAAUUAAAAAAAUGUUAUCAUAUUAUAAGGAAAAAUGUAGUAAUAUAGAUUCAUUGAAAUUAAAUUAUAAUGAAAUGUAUGAUGUAUUUUUUAAUAGUUUGAAAUGGAAAUAUUUUUUUUAUUUUAAAAAAAAUGUGAAUUCUGAGCAUUCUUAUGAUAAUGAAAAGUAUAAAUAUUAUGAUAAUUCUGAUCAUUUCAAUAAUAAUAUUCUUUUGGAUGAAAAGAAAAAGGAGAACAUGAUUCUUAUUGACGAAUUAUUAAGUAUACACAUUAAUAUAUUACUAUUUCUUAUAUUUUAUGAAUAUAUUUGUAAAUAUACACACAUACAUUUUGUAUUUUAUUUUCGAUUUAUAUAUUUAUUUUUUAAUAAAGUUUGUAUUGAUAUCUUAAAUAUAAUUCAUUGUUCAAAUCAUGUCGAAUUUUUUAAUCUCUUUGAUUUUAUAUAUCAUAAUAUAUAUAAUGAUGAUACUACUAAUAUGUAUGCUGUAAAGAAAUUAAAAAUUGCCUUGACAAAAAUUAAUGAGCAGAAAAUGUUAAAGAAUGAUAUAUUUAUUCCAUAUAAAUUUAAUGGUUCUAUUGAAAAAAUGAAUGAGAAGGAAAGAAUAACAUAUCAUCAUUAUCAAAAAAAAAAAAAAAAAAUUAUUAUUAUUGAUAUUGAAGAAUUGUUAGUUACUUAUAUACAAAUGAAUUUCAUUUUCUGUCGAAUUUGUUGUAUUUUUCUUUUCUUUCAAAAUAUGUGUUUUCAUAAAUAUGAUCUAAUUAAUAAGGAGUGUAAAAUAAAGGAAUAUAUGAAAUUAUUUAGAAGUAAUAGGAACAUUUUUGAUGCUUCAGGUGUUAAAAAUGAUGAAAAUGAAUAUUUAAAAAGUGAAGCCACAUAUAAUAAUAAUAAUAAUAAUAUUUAUAAAAAUAAUAAUAUGAACAUAUGUAAUACGUCUGAUAAUUAUGAAACAAACAAAUCUGAUACAAAUUAUAUCAUCCCCUUUGAUAACAAAUCAAGUGAUUAUAAUAAAUAUGACACUGAUGUGUCUGUUUCUAGUAUUUCUGAAAAUAGCUUUAUUUUAGAUGAAUGUUCAUCAUAUGCUAGUAAGAAAGAUUAUAUAAUUUUAGAAUUCAUAAUAGACAAAAUUGAAGAAAUAAAUAUUGGUCUAAUAUAUAAAAACAUGUUAAAAAAUUGUUAUUAUAUAAUAAAAGUAGAAAUGUUAUAUAAUUAUAUUUAUAAUAACAUUGAAAUAUUAAAAAGAUUUUCUUAUCUUAAUAAUGCCUAUUAUUUAUAUAAGUUGUAUUAUCAUAUGUUCGUUUGGAAUAAUAAAAAUCAUCUUGAUGAUUUAAAAAAUAUUAAUAAAAAGGAUAAACAAAAAUAUAUGAACCAUUCUGUUCAAGAUGAUGUAAAUGAUUUGUCUAUGAAAGGUCAUAGUAAUGAUUACACAUCAAAAAAUAAUUUUAAUGAUGACACAUUAGAGAAUAAUUUUAAUACCUUUUCUUCAAAAAAUAACAUACAUAAUAAGUAUAAUAAAUGCUGUCACAUUUUUGACAUCUUAACAUUAAAUCAAAGAUUAAAAGAAAAAAUGAAUCCACGUUAUAUAAAAUUAAUGUUUUAUGAUACGUCUCAUUUGUUUACUACAUAUAAUGAUGAUAGUGUGAAAAAUGAUAAUGAUUCAUAUGUAUGUAAUGAUGACAAUAUAAUGAAAAAUUAUCAUACAUGUCGUGAUUGUGUUUGUAAAUCUUCCUUUGAUAAAUGUAAUUCCUAUUUUUCAUGUAAUAUAUAUAAUUUUAAUUUAAAUUUAUUUCAUCCACUGAAUAUUAGAAAAAAGGGAAAUAUACAAAUUUAUGAAAAUAAUACAAAGACAAAUCCUUUUAUUAGUUCUCAAGUUAUUAAUAAUAAGUAUUUAAUGAAUCUAAAUAAAAAAUAUAAUAAGAUUAAAAAAUAUAUAAUGAAUUAUAUCAUAUCAACCUAUUUUAUUAUAUUAUGUUUUUAUUUUAAUGAAUAUAAUAUAGAAGAAGAUAAUUUAUCCUUUUAUUUUAUUCUUUAUUUAUUUCAAACAAAAUAUCAUGUUUUUAAUAAUAAUUUUUUUUUAAAUAUAGAUAAUGGAUAUCAAUCAUUAAAUGAAAAUAUGUACACUUCAAAACAUGAUAUUAUAACUAGAGAAAAUAAAAGUAAAGAUAAUAAUUUUAUAUAUUUACAACAUUGUAAAUAUAAAAUAUAUACAGAAUAUGAACUGAAGAAUAAUAUUUAUCUUAUAUUCGAAAUUUUAAAUAAUAUAUAUGAUAUAUAUUAUGGAAAUAUAUUUGAGAAUAUAUCAGUUCAUAAUGACAUUGAGAUAAAUAUUGAUUUAAAUUUUAUAAUUUAUUUGAGCGAAAUAUAUAAUAUUUUAUUUUUCUAUAAAAUGUAUAAAGAAUGUGUGCAUAUAUUAUUAUUGUGUAUUAUGUGUACAUCUAAGUUUUUUUGUUUAUAUAUAUUUAAUGAGAAGCAUGUAUAUAAUGAGCACACUUCAUUAGAUUUUAUUGAUAAUGAAAAUGUAAAGAGUAAAAUUACACACAUUAAAAAAAAGAGAAAUACACAUAUAAAUAUUAACAUUAAUAUUAAUACGGAAGAUAAUUCAAACACUAAUAGUAAUAACGUUGAAUAUGGUUAUUAUUAUUAUAAUCAUGUAAUGAAUGAAGAGAAAGAUAAGGAAUCAAAAAAUAUAAUCAAGGGGUCUCAUAAAUGUGAUGAACUUAAAAAGAUAGUAUAUCAAGAGGAAACAAUAUUAGAAAAUAAUAAUAUGAAUGAAAGAGUAUUUUAUGAAUAUGAAAAGGAUAAUAUGUCUGUUUAUGACAUUAACCCAAAAAAUGACAAUAAUAAUAAUACGAGUAAAAGUAAAUGUAAAUGUAAAAGUAAAUGUAAAAGUAAAUGUAAAAAUAAAUGUAAAAGGGAAAAGACAAAUACAUAUAAUAUUAGGAAAAAUAGAAUAAUACAUAUUUUAAAUAUAAUAUAUAAUAAAAUAACAUGCAAUGUAAAUAAUAUGAAUGUUAAAGAAAUAUAUAUUAAUUUACAUAAUUAUAUGCAGAACUUAAUAAUAUGUAUAUCACUUUUUUAUUCUAUAUAUAUAUGUCUAGAAAAAUUAUGUAAAAAAGAAUAUAAUAUUAUUUUCUUUAAUUGUGCUAAUAUUAUAUAUAAUUAUUAUAUCGAAUUUUAUCAAUAUAUUAAAAAAUUUUGUAAAACAUAUUGUAAAGAAAAAUUGUAUAUGUCUACUUUCUUUUUUGAUAAUUUCAAUUUAAAAAUAAUUAAUCUGAGAAUUCUUUCUAUUAUAAAAGAAAAGGAGAUAUACAUAAAAAGAAAAGAAAAAAAUAUAAGCAAGAGUAUGAAGAAUUAUGAAAUAAUAAACAACAACAAUAAUAAUAAUAAUAAUAAUAUAAAUAAAGAUUCUGUGAGUGAAAUGUAUUUGCCUAAUAUUCUUCCAGUAAACAUUUCAUUGAAUGAUAUAAAAGAAAAUAAUGAUCAAAACAAUAAUUCAAAUGCAGAUUCACAUAUUUCAUUAUUUCAUUCUAAGUUUUAUUCAAAGUUUGAAUAUUUAUUAUUUGAUAUUAGGGGAGAUAUUUUUAAAGAUUGUAUGAGUAUGAUAAGAAAUAUAGAAAAUAGAUAUAAAAAUGAUUGUAAUUUUAUUUUUCGAAAUAAUCUAGAAUUAUAUUUUAACAUUGUAAAAUAUUUAUAUGAAAAUAAUAAAGAUCAAUAUAUAGGAUUAUUUUUAUUUUUUCAUGGAUAUAUUAUAUACGAAUUAGAAGAUAAGAAAAUUAAUAUGAUGAAAAAUUUUUGUACUUUUAAUAUAUCAUCUAAUUUUUUCUGUUUAAAAUUUGAACAACGUUCAUAUGAUUUUGAUAUUGAAGGAUUAUCAUAUGUAUCAAAAAAUGAUUCUAUUGAUGAUAUAAAAGUAAGAAAUAAGUUAAUUUUAAUGAAUACAGAAAAUUUGUAUUGUAAUAUUUUUUUAAGAACAGAUUUUUUUUCUAUAACCAAAUUUUUUAAUAUAUAUAUUAAGAAUAUAUACAAAGUAUUCUUUAAAUUAAAUAAUUUUUUUUCAAGCUAUUUCUUUUUAAAAGAAUUUAUUAUAUAUAUAUCUAGUAUUUUAUAUCUACCAGAAAUGGUUCAUAUGUAUAUUUAUUUAAUAAAUAUUAUAUUAACAAGUGGAAAGGAAAGAAUUGAAAUAUUAACACAAGAAGAAUUAUUUUUUGAAAAUUUAAAUAAUGAAUUUAAUAUAUAUGAAAAAAAGAAUUUAGAACAAAUAAAUAAAUGUGAUAUAUAUAAUAAAGAUGUUAAAAUGUAUGAACAAAAUGAUUUUACAGAUAUUAAUUAUGAUAAGACACCACUUAAUACAUAUAUAACAAAUAAAUAUAUAUAUGAAUAUAAAAAAGUAUUGAAUGAAUUUUUUCUAUAUUUAAAUUAUUUAAUAUCAAAUAAACAAAAUAUGAAUAUAUUAACUCCUAAAUAUAGAAAAGAAAUUCUUUAUAUUUAUUCAUUGAUUAUUUUAAAAAAAAAACAAAAGCAUUAUUAUAAUUAUGUUAUGAAAAAUAGAAAAUUGCAAACAACAAAUGAGUUCAAAGACAAUUUACAAGAUAUUAAUCCCCUGGAAGGAGAAGAUAAAAAUAUUAAUGAUGAUAAUAAAAAUACAACAAAUAUAUUAUAUAAUACAAUAGAUAAGAAAAAUGUAUUAGACGAUCAUAAUAAAAAAGAAAUAAAUAAUAUUAUAUCACCACCUGUAAAUUAUGAAUUGAAUAAUUAUGAUAAUAAUAAUAAUAUAAAGAUUGAUGAAUUAUAUAAUAAUAAUUUGGAUGAUAUUAAUAAAUUUGGCAAAAAUUUCUUACAGUGCUUUAAUGAAUGUAAUAAAGUUAGAAAGAAUGAAAAUAUAUGUUUUCUGUUUUUUAUUGAAAAUUUAUUUCUUGGACAUAAUAUGGAUACAGACAUAUAUAACGUAUCUAUAAAUGAUGAAGAAAGUGUAACAACAGUUUUAAAAAAUAUGAUACUGGAAGAUAUAAGUAAGAUUAAUAUAAAUGAAAAGAUGAAUAAUAGACAUACAGAUUAUAUAAAAGAAGGUGAUGAGACACACAUAAAUAAUACACAUCAUAAUAAUAAUUAUAAUAUGCAUGAUAGUAAUAAUUGUAAUGGUGACAUUACAUAUGAGAAUGAAAAGGAAAAGAACUCUACACAUUUUGAUAAUCCAUAUUAUGAUGAAAAUAAUAAGUUCAAUAUAUAUAACCUAUUUAAUGAUAUAUAUUAUUUUAAUGAAAACGAUAUAGAAUUAAAUUCAAGUGAUUUUAAGCUUAUGGAUAUUUCAGUAUUAAAUUAUUUACAUUUAAAUUACGAUUUUGAAAAGAAUUUAAAAUAUAUAUAUAAUUAUAUUAAUAAUAGAUUAUUUGUUUAUAAUUGCAAAAAGAUGAAUUCAUAUUUUAUUAAAAUAUUGUAUUAUUAUAUAAACCUAUUAUUUUUAAAAAUAAAAAAUAUUUUUUGUGAUGACUGUAUAUAUAUCAUUAAAAAACAACAAUCUUUAAAUUCAUCUGCAAAUGAUUGUUGUUCUAAUAUAUUUUUUCUAUUAUAUGUAAGACUUUUAUAUAAUUUAAAAAUACCAAAGGAUAUAUUACAUGAAAUAUGUUCGAAUUAUUUCCCAGGAAAUAAAUGUAAAAAAUAUAUAGACCUUUUAUUGAAUAGAAAAAAAUUUGGGAAUAUACAAAAUAAUCAGUCUGAUUAUAAUAAAAUAAAAAUGGUGCUUCAAAAAGGUGGUAUUAAUAAAAAGGAAAAAAAUCCUCAUCAAUACGAUACACACAACAAUAAUAAUAAUAUUAAUAUUAAUGGAAGUGUUAAUUCUUCCAAUAGUGGAGAUAAUAAUUUUAAUUGUGAAAAUUUUUGUCGGCCCUAUACAGAUAUAUUAUUCUUAUAUUUAAUAGAAAUAUUUUUAUUUCCAGAUAAAGAUUGUAGUUAUUUUGAAGUACUUAGUACAUGUUAUCAAUUUAUAAUAAAUAUAAAAAGAGGUAGAGAAAAUGUAUCUAUCAAAGAUGAAAUGUUAAAAAGGAUGUAUGAAAUAUUAAAAAAUAUACUUUUAAAACAAAAUUAUGAAAAUAUUUAUUAUUUUCAAAUUAUAUUAAUAUAUACUUCAUUAUUAUUAUACACCACUCACAUGAAAUCGUUAGUAUAUGAAAUGAGGAUAAUAGCUCAAUUUUAUUUAGAUUUUAUAUUUUUUUUUAUAGAAAAUAUAAAAAAUAAUUUGAUCAUUUUGGAUAUAAUAAAAUCGUAUGCUACUGAUCAGAAUGAUGUGUAUAAUAUGGAGCAAAAAAAAAAAAAUGGAAUGAGUGAUAAAGAAAAAAAAAAAGACCAAGAAGAAAAAAUUAACAAUAAUAAUAAUAAUAAUAAUAAUGAUAAUAAUAAUAGUUGUAAUAAUUGUAAUAAUUUUUAUAAUGAUGAACAGAAUAUAUUUUUUAACUUAUUAAAAUGCUAUUUUAGAAAGAUAAUAUCAUUACUGUAUUUAUAUACAGACGAAUUAAUAUUGUAUACUAUUAAACAUAAUAUAGAUUUAGAAAUAAAUGAAAGAGAAUAUUUUAGAAAGAACGUAUGCACAAAUAUAAAUUCAGAUAUUAUAUAUAAAUAUAUGAAUGUAAAAGAAGUGAAUCUAAGUAAUUUAUGUAUUUAUUGGGAUUAUGCAAUUAUUUCUGUGAGUCAAGAUAAAAAUAGUUUAUAUAUAUCAAGAUGUUAUAAAAAUUUUCUAUUAAUAUUAGCUCAAAUGUUUAAAAUAUAUCAUGAAAAUGAAAUCAUUAAUAGGAUAUUUUCAAAUGAUUUUUAUAAGAUGGACAUAGAAAAGGAUAUAAACGAAUUAUCCUUCAUUAUAAAUAAUCACCACCAAAACAUGUAUAAUAAUAAUAUUAUCAAUAAUAAUAAUAUUAUCAAUAAUAGUAAUAGUAGUAGUUGUUGUUGUGGUAUGAAUAAUUGUGAUGGUAAUUGUAAUAAACUCAAAUUAUAUUAUAACUUUUUUAACAUUCUAAAUAAUAAAGACAUGUUGGAAAAACAAUUUGGUUCCUUGUUUGAUACUUAUGUUAUUAAAAGUAAUAUAAGAGAAUGGAUAAACGAUACCUUGAUUUAUCACACUAAGGAUAUAAAAAUGAAUAAACAAGGAUAUACAGAUGAAAAAAACUCACCUUUUAAUAAUAAUUUAUUAAAUAAUAAUAUUCAUAUAAACGAAAUAAAAAAUGAAGAAUAUAUUUCAUGUACUGAAAAUUGUGACAUUUUAGAAAGUGAUGAAAAAUCUUUGUGUAAAUCACAAUUAAAUCAUUAUGAAAAGGAAAAUUUUUUUUAUAAUUUCAAUAUAUAUGACGUUAUCAAUAUUGAUAAGGAAAUAAAUAUGAACGAAAAAAUACAUGUACACAAUUCGAAUAAUGUAAUAAAAAAUGUGGAUGUAGUAAAUCUUUUUAUUAUAUUGAAUAAAAGAGCAAAUGAAUGCUUAAACAGGAAAAGGGUUGAAUAUUUUCAUGUGGAGAAGGUCCAUUUAAAUAUUGAAAAAUAUACAUAUAAAAACAAAUGGAAUUAUAUAAGAAAAUUAGAAAAAUUUUUGAAGCAAUAUCAACAUAUGAUUAAGGUUAUGUGUGAAAUAUUAAGUGAAUCAAAAUAUGUAGAUAGAAAUGAAAUUAAUUUAAGAAAAUGUAUAGAUCAAUGGUGGAAAAAUAGGUAUCUAUUAGAGCAGCAUUUGAAAAUCUUGAAUCUAGAUAUAUCAAAUAGUUUAGGUUGUUCUAUACAUAAAUUAAUAUCAAUUCCUUUAAUUAAUAUAAUAACAAAAUGGAAUAUUAUGGAUGAUAAAUCGAUGAAAAAUUAUACACUAGAAGAUCAUAAUAAAAAUAAUUAUUUUUGUGAUACAUUUGAAGAUGAAAAAAAAAAUAAUCUUUCCACAUUGAAUCAUUCAAAAAAUGACGAAGAAAAUUAUGUACAUAACACCAUAUCACCUUUGAAUAAUCAAUUGUAUUACUUAAAAGCUAAUUUUGAUAUUUUUAUUUAUAUUUUUUAUUUUCAUCAAAUUUUUCGAAUCAUACGAUGGUUAAAAAAAUGGAAUCAAUUUAUUCUUCCACUAAAAUAUUGGAGUGGAAUUGAUUAUAUAAAUGUCCUUAUAAAUAUAACCAUAUUUUCUAUAACACUAAAAAAUUGUAAUCUUGAAAUUAUCAAUGUAAAAAAAAAAUAUUUUCAAAAAAUGUGCAAUCUGAAAAAAAGGAGAGAUGAUAAAAAUAUGUCAAAGGAUUAUUUUUGUAAGGAGGAAAUAAAUAUACAAAAUGAAAAUAAAAAUGAAAAUAAUUAUUAUAAUUAUAACCAUAAUCAUAAUAUAAAAGAGAAAAAUAGUAAUUUUUCUAAUGAUAUCAACUGUGAAAAUCAUAUCCAUCAUUAUGAUUAUAUUAUUGAUCAAAAUAAUAUAUCAUAUUAUGAAAACUUUAUUAAUGAACAUAAUAUUAACAAGAAAGAUAAUAUUAUUAUUAAGAAUAACCCUAAUUCUUUAAAUAUCAAUAAAACAAGCACGUCCUAUUUACCAUGUUCCAAUAAAGAUAUUGAAGAUAUUCUUAUUUUUAAAAAAAUAAUUGAAAAGAAAACGGAAAAAGAACCAAUGGAUACAAAAAAAGGAAAAACUAGAGGAAGACGACAUACUUACUGUGAACAAAAUAUAUAUUCCAUAGAAGAAUAUGAGAAAAAAAAUAUAUAUCUAAGUCCUGACCUGAAUCCUAAUAUGAAGAACGACGUAGUAAAGAGCAAUACUAAUAAUUCAAAAUAUACAAAUAGUAAUACUCCAAUAAAUUGUAUUAAUUCAUAUAAUAUAGAAAAUUAUGAUGAAUUUGAAGAAAAUAAAAAAAAAAAGAAAAAAAAUAAUUCACCUAAUAUUAUAACAAGUAAUACAAAAAUGAAUAUGAAAAAAAAAACUGAUAAUUUCAAUAAUAAUAAUGUUUAUGAAUAUUUGAACCCUUUGAAAAAUACAAACAAUUCUGAAUGCGAAAUAAAUGAAAAUUAUAAAUUAGUGAAUAGCAAAAAAAAAAAUAAAAGAAAUACAAUAUCUGGUAUUUUCUUUGAUUAUGAUAUGAAACAAAGAUAUGAAGACUUACCAGAGAAAAAUUUUUUGAAAUUUUUAGAUUUAAGAAAAAAAUGUGUUAAAGGUUUAUUUAGAUGCUCAUUUAUUAAAUUAAGAAUGUAUUUAUAUCAUAUAUUAAUAGAUGUUUUUGAGAAUGCAGAUAUAGAUCCAAUGAAUAUUUUUGACUUUUUUAAUAUUAUCACACAUUCUUUUAUUAAGGAUGUCUUAUUUUGUAACCUUACAUUAGAUAAAACAAAUAAAGAUAAAUAUAUAUAUACCAGAAAUGUAGAAAAUAAUAAUGUAAGGAAAAAUCCUGUUAUUUUAUAUUUACAUAGUAAUUUGAGUAGAAUAUCUUUAGAAAACUUGGAACCUUUAAAGGAUUCAUAUAUUGUAAGGGGUGUGAGUAAAAUGGUAACUACUUAUUUAUAUAAAAGGUUGAUAAAUAAGAUAAAUCGUGAUAAAAGUAUAGGUAAAAAAAAUAUUUACACUAAUAUGCAUGACGAGGAUGAUAAUAAUAAUGAUGAUGAAGAUGAUUAUAAUAAUAACGAUGAGGAUGGUAAUAAUAAUAAUGAUGAGGAUGGUAAUAAUGAUGAUGAUGAUUAUAAUAAUAAUGUAGAUAUGGAUAUGAAAAAAUAUAUAAAUUAUGAAUAUAAUAAAAAAUGGGAGAUCAAUACAUCAGAAAAUGUGUGUGAUAAAAAAAAUACCAUGCGUAGAGCGACAUAUAACACAACAACUUUGAAGGAUAUAAAUAUAAACAAUAAUAAUAAUAGUAAUAGUAUUGUUGUGAGGAAGAGUGAUAUUAUGAAGGAUGACCCAAAUAACUAUCAUAACACUUCCAAUUUAUACUCUAAAAAGAAUUCGUUUCAUAAUAACCAAGAAAAAACAUUUGAUAAUUCAAUAAAUAUAAAAAGAAAAAAGGAAAAAGAGGAAUUUGUUAUUGUUGACGAUGAUGAUACAAAUAAUAAUAAUCUUCUAAAUAAUAAAAAAGGAGAUAAUAAUUACAAUUUAAUUGUUACAAAAGAAAAAGAUAAGAACGAAAUGUAUUCCACUAAAAGUGAUAAUACAAAAGAAAAGAAAAAUCAUAAAAGAUCAAGAAAAAGUAUGAAUAUUGAAUAUUCUUUUAUAAAUCCUUUUAUUAAUAAAAAUAAGGAACGAUCAAAAAAUAAAAGCAAUUUAACUUCAUACAAUACACAAUUUUUAAGUGAUAGAGGAGAAGAAGAAGAAGAAGAAGAAAAAAAAAAAAAAAGAAAGGAUGAAUAUAAUAUGAGUGAAAAAGAAUAUGUAUUAGAUAAAAAUAAGAAAAAAAAAAUUAUAAAAAAUAAUAAAAGUAUUAUUUCAAGUAAUAUAUCCAUAACACGUUCUUUAUCAAAUUCAUCAGAUUCAUCUGUAGAAUUAAUACAAAAUGAAGAUGAACUUAAGAAAAUAUUUAUGAAUGUUAGAAAUUCAUUAAAUUUUCAAAAUAUAAUGUCAAUUGAUAAUAAAGAGGAAUAUAAUAAUUAUCUUUAUUCUAAAAGAAAAAAUAGUAUAAGUGAAUCUGAAGCAUAUUUUGGUGAAAAAAAGAUGAAGCGUAUGAGUUCCUUUUUAAAAACAUCAAAGAAAGAUAAAAGAAGAACAUAUUCAAAUGAAAGAGAAUAUGUAUCAAAAGCAUAUGAAGUUAAUGGUAUGAAAUAUGUACCAUAUUAUAUUCGUAGCUCAAGAAUAAUUGAUCCUUAUAAAAGUAAAAUAUUUUUUUUAAUUAAUCCUAAUGGUGAUUUAAAAAGGACUGAAGAUGCUAUUAUUCCAUUUAUAUAUCAUAAAAAUAAAGAAAAAUAUAAAUAUAAAAAUUGGGAUGGAUAUAUUGGUAACGUACCCAAUGAAAAUGUUUUAAUAGAUCAUUUAUGUAAUGAUGAUUUAUUUUUAUAUUGUGGACAUCAAGGUGCAGAACAAUAUAUGAGAAAAGAAAACAUUAAAAAUGGAUUACCUAGUCUUGAAUUCAUUAUUGAUUAUAUUGUUGAAAAGAAAAUUAUAAAUUUGAAAAAGUAUCCUAAACUAAAGGAAAUAAUAAAUUUAUAUACUAAUAAAUAUAAUACUAAAAAAAACCAACAACUAGAAAACAGUACUAAUUCAAUACAAAAUAUAAAUCAAAGGAAGAGAAACUCUUCUACAUUUGCUUUAACAAAAAAUGAAAAGAAUACACGUACUGCUAUAAAAAAAGAUAUGAAAAGAAAAAAUAUAGGAGCCAUUAAUAAUAUAUUAGUUCAUUUGGAAAAUACAAAACUAAAGAACAACAUUAAAAAUAAUGAUAAUAGUAGUGAUGAUAAUAAUAAUAAUAAUAAUAAUAAUAAUAGUGGUCAUCAUAAUAAUUCAAAAAUAUAUAUAAAUCCACUUAGCAAAGGAUUAAAUUGCUGUACAUUUUUAAUAGGUUGUAGUUCUGGUCUUCUUUCAUCUUAUGGUUUUGAUUUAGAUGCAUGGGGUACUGUUUAUGAUUAUAUAGUAGGAGGAUCUUUAUUUGUUUUUGGAAAUUUGUGGAAUGUAACUGACGGAGAAGUAGAUGGAUUUACACAAAAUUUUUUAUGGAAAUGGACACAACCUAAUUCAUCUUCUUUAUUUCAAUCAAAAUUUAUAUAUAAUGAAAAAUUACCAUCUUUGAAUUUAAACUUUCUUUUCUUUUUAGAAUUAUUUUUAAAAAAUAUGAAAAAUAUAAAAGAUAUUGAAAAAUUGUUAAAUAAUGAUAUAAAUUUAUUAAAAUUAGAUAUCCAUAUUGGUGAUCAUUUUAUUACUGUACCUAUGAAUAUAUAUAAAUUUUUAAUAAAAAAUAAAUUUCUUUAUAUAUAUUUUAGAGAUUAUUAUAAUAAGAAUAUAUUUGUAAAUAAAAACCUUUAUUAUAUUAAUCAAAAUAAGAAAUAUAUGUGGUUAACUAUAACAGAAUCAUUAACAGAAGCUAAGCAAUAUUGUCGAUUACCAUAUGGUACAGGUUCUGCAGGAGUUAUGUACGGUUUGCCAAUAUAG